AUGUCGAUGAGCCUCAGCAUCGCCGGACUGAACCCCAGCCUAAGCGACGUCCCGGAAGUCGAGGAGACGUCUGCUGAUGGCUCGUCAUCUGGUGCUGGCGACAGAGCAAACACCAUCAACUCGCCGUAUCUUGGUAGCCCGACACCGUCCACCUCGUCCUUCAACGUCCCCGCCGUUCAAGUAUCCCGCUCGAGCUCAAAUCCAGGAGCUACAGGCGGAAUUUCGAGAAAGGCUUCCAGCAUCAGAACAUUGGGGAAAUCGUCGUCCAGCUCAAUGGAUAUCGUUGGCUAUGGCAGUGGCUCGACGCCCCCAACAUCCUCGCUGUCUGGCUCAACCUCCAGCUUGUCCUCCUCGACGGCCACUCUCAAACGUAAACCGAGCUCGAGUUCACAAAGUCGCUCAGCAGCCUCCCCGCAGCCUCCCCACUCUCCCAAGCCUGGAUCGUCGGCCCACACGCUACAGAAAUAUCGCAGCAACCCUCGGCUUCCGAAUGAUAAAGAGUGCGCGAGGGUGCCCUCCACGAUGAUGUACUGGUCUCGUGCCCCAGUGUACGGCGCGAUCCCGAUGCGUACUUUUCGUGCUCAUACAGUGACAUUAGUGGACAAUGUCGCUUGGCUAUUCGGUGGUUGUGACGAUAAGGAUUGCUGGAAAGAUAUCUAUCUAUUUGAUACAGAAACUAUGCAGUGGUCUCAUCCAGAUACGACUGGUGACACGCCGCCACCGUGUAGAGCGCAUACGGCCACUCUUGUCGAUCGCAAGCUGUUCAUCUUCGGCGGGGGUCAAGGCCCGACUUAUUACAACACAACGUUUAUCCUCGACGUCAACACGCGGCGCUGGUCCAAGCUCCCCAUGCCCAAAGUCAAGAACAGCAGCAACCUUGCCAUCAAGUCAGGAAAAGAGGACUCCAGCACGAACGAGGUCAGCAAAGACGGUAGCAAGACGAACAACGGCGUAGACGAUUCAUCUGAAGAGCUAGAGUACCGCGUCCCCGCCCCGCGACGCGCACAUACGGCCGUGUUCUUCGCAGGUCGCGUGUGGAUAUUCGGAGGUGGGAACGGCAUGACUGCGCUGAACGAUGUGUGGACUCUCGAUGUGGCCCGCGGAGGCGAUGGGAACGACGGCGGAGGCAACUCUUCAUCAACGAAAGGCAGCGCGACUGCAUCAUCGUCGUCUUCGUACUCUCAUCUGCGCUGGGAGGAAGUUCAAACCGUCGGGAGAAAGCCCACGCCCCGAGGCUACCACACCGCCAAUCUCGUAGGAGACGUCAUGGUGGUUGUCGGAGGCAGCGACGGGAAAGAGUGCUUCUCUGAUAUCUGGUGUUUGAACUUGAUCACCCUUGUAUGGAGCCAGGUCAAGCUCCAAAUUGCCCACAGACGUCUAUCUCACAGCGCAACGCAAGUCGGAUCAUAUCUCUACAUCCUCGGGGGGCAUGAUGGAAACGAAUACCGCUCCGACCUUCUCCUCUUCAACCUCGUAUCUCUGCAAUACGAAUCGAGGCCUGUCGCUGGAAAGGGCCCGAGUGCUCGUGGAUAUCACGUCUCGCUGCUCGCGGAUUCACGAAUUUUCCUCUUCGGAGGGUAUAAUGGACACAAUGCCUUCGAUGAUGUCCAUAUCUUGGACCUAGCGGCAGCCGCGUAUCUCCCACAGGUUACUAGCUUUACCAUUGAAGCGUGA
Molecule: messenger RNA, 1674 nt
Organism: Pleurotus ostreatus (oyster mushroom)
Lineage: Eukaryota; Fungi; Basidiomycota; Agaricomycetes; Agaricales; Pleurotaceae
Exons: 5
Coding region: 1-1674 (557 amino acids)
Molecular function (GO): protein binding
Source: RefSeq, a predicted model, not a curated record